This is a messenger RNA of Symbiodinium necroappetens, 233 nucleotides long. NCBI's taxonomy places the organism in Eukaryota, Dinophyceae, Suessiales, Symbiodiniaceae. The record is from the annotation of a GenBank genome assembly.
GUAUCCGGACUUUGCGAAAGCGGCAUUUGGCAUCUGGGGCAAGCGCCUCUCAUCCGUGACCAGCAUGCUCGCACUGCUGGGGAUGAUGUGCACCAGCUUGGUGCUCGAGGCCCAGAACUUCAACUUCCUCUUUCCCAUCUCCUGGCCCUGGCUCGGCUGCGAGAACUGCGGCCACAAGUGGUGGGCCUUGCUGCUGACACCUGUCACUCUGGUCUACGUCUUCGGGAACCCAG